UUAAUAACUUUCCUUUAAGAGGUUAUGCGUGAAUCUAGGGAAAUGCAUGCUUUACACUGCCAAGGAUGCCUCUUUAUACAAUAUUAAUUUAGCAAAUAUUUCAAAAAAAUAUAUAAGCUUUUGAAACAAUUUGUUUUUUGCUUUGCAUUUAGAUUUGGAUUUUUGGCAUGGUUGAAAGAGAAACAAAUGCACUGAUCAUGUACCCUGUAUCAGAUCGUACAGAAGACACCCUCAUUCCUGUCAUAGAACGCCACGUGGAAAAAGGGUCAACUAUUUACAGUGAUGGGUGGUCCGCUUACUGUAAACUUAAUGACCAUGGAUACAACCACUUUACUGUACUUCAUAAGUAUUCUUUCAAGAAAACCUAUGUAAACACCAACACAAAGGAGGUAGUUGAAGUCCACACAAACAGAAUUGAAGGUGCAUGGAAACAUGGAAAAGAUCACUUCAGGAGACUGGUGGGCACCAAACUAUCUCAAUUUGAAGGACAUCUAGCAGAAAUAAUGUGGCGGUCAGCAGAGAGGGGCAAUGUGUACGAGGCAUUUUUCAAUUUGUUGAGAAGUGUUUAUGCAUUGGAUGGACCAGCACGGUACACAUACCCUUCUCCGCUGUUCAACACGUGGGAGGGAGUACCAGAAAGUCAGUCCAAAAUUGAUGAUUGGGAAAUAAGACCAGAAAACACUGAUGCAGAAAGCGAGGCAGAAUCGCAGAAUGAGACCUCUUCGGAAUUAUCAACACUACAGGAAGACAGCGGCACCAUUUUGCCUAACAGGGUGCUAUCAUCGGCUGAGUUACAGGAGCGACAGAUGCGUGAACAAUCAUCUCUGGAUAGAUUAUUUGAUGUCAUGUUCGAAGGGUCCGCAAGUGAGGACGAAGGAGAUUGUACCCUCACAGAAUCAACAGCUCCAGCAGGUAACCUGGUCUAUCAGAAAAAAAAUAUUUAAAUGUUAAAUGAAGUUUACAUAUAUUAGUAUUAAUAUUAAUUUUCAUUUCACAGUAU
Molecule: messenger RNA, 1000 nt
Organism: Ostrea edulis (European flat oyster)
Lineage: Eukaryota; Metazoa; Mollusca; Bivalvia; Ostreida; Ostreidae
Exons: 2
Coding region: 168-944 (258 amino acids)
Source: RefSeq, a predicted model, not a curated record